UGAACUACGGUUGCAGAGAAUGGAACAACCCUACCCCUUUUGAAAAGUUUGGCUGGGGUGGGAGUGGGGGCGGAGCCGGGCAGGGGGCGGAUUCCGCGGCGGCAACUCCCCGGACGCACGCUGGCCUCAGAGCCCCCCAGCUUCCGUGCCCCCUCGGCUCUCUGAAACUUGGAGGAGGGUAGGGGUCCAGCAUGAAGCCCCCGGACCGCCCCGCCCCUGGCCGCACUGACCGGAUACUGGGGGUCAUGGGGGGCAUGCUGCGCGCAUGCGCCCUACCCGGGCAGGAGGGGCCCCCGAAGAGAAGCCCCCUAGGGCUGGGGGGGACCGAGCCAGAAUCUAACUGUAUGGAGGGGAAUCAGAGAGGGGAGCGCGAACGCGAGGUCCCCGCCUGGGCUCCGCUGCCCGAAUCCUAUUCCAUUGCCGGCAGUGAGGGGAGUAUCUCGGCUUCAGCUGCCUCGGGUCUGGCUGCUCCCUCUGGCCCCAGCUCUGGCCUCAGCUCUGGCCCCUGUUCCCCGGGACCCCCAGGGCCAGUCAGUGGCCUGAGAAGAUGGUUGGAUCAUUCUAAACAUUGUCUCGGUGUGGAAACUGAGGCAGAAGGUGGCCAGGCUGGACCAUAUGAGAACUGGAUGCUGGAACCAGCUUUAGCCACAGGAGAGGAGCUGCCAGAACUGACCCUGCUGACCACAUUGUUGGGGGGCCCUGGGGAUAAGACGCAGCCACCUGAAGAGGAGACUUUGUCCCAAGCCCCUGAGAAUGAAGAGGACCAGAAGAAGGCUCUGGAAAGGAGUAUGUACGUCCUGAGUGAACUGGUAGAGACAGAGAAAAUGUACGUGGACGACUUGGGGCAGAUUGUAGAGGGUUACAUGGCCACCAUGGCUGCUCAGGGGGUACCCGAGAAUCUUCGAGGUCGUGACAGGAUUGUGUUUGGGAACAUCCAGCAAAUCUACGAGUGGCAUCGAGACUAUUUCCUGCAGGAGUUACAGCGGUGUUUGAAGGAUCCUGAUUGGCUGGCUCAGCUAUUCAUCAAACAUGAGCGCCGCCUGCAUAUGUACGUGGUGUACUGUCAGAAUAAGCCCAAGUCAGAGCAUGUGGUGUCAGAAUUUGGGGACAGCUAUUUUGAGGAGCUCCGGCAGCAGCUGGGCCACCGCCUGCAGCUCAACGACCUCCUCAUCAAACCAGUGCAGAGGAUCAUGAAAUACCAGCUGCUGCUCAAGGAUUUUCUCAAGUAUUAUAGUAGAGCUGGGAUGGAUACUGAAGAGCUGGAGCAAGCUGUGGAGGUCAUGUGCUUCGUACCCAAGCGCUGUAAUGACAUGAUGACCCUGGGGAGACUGCGGGGGUUUGAGGUACAGGGAUGGAGCAAUGCUCUUCUGCCCCAGGCUGAGCACUCAGGAGAUCCUUACAGGGAACUGUGCUCUCCUGGGGCUGACAGGAGACGGUUGGUUGGGAGCGUCAGGGGAAGGAGGGAGGAGCAGAGAGUUGCCCCUUUUCUCUUAUUGUUUUUCUCAAAGGCCACUCUCCUUUGGUUUCAGGGCAAAUUGACUGCUCAGGGGAAGCUCUUGGGCCAGGACACGUUCUGGGUCACAGAGCCCGAGGCUGGGGGGCUGCUCUCUUCUCGGGGUCGAGAGAGACAUGUCUUCCUCUUUGAGCAAAUCAUCAUCUUCAGCGAGGCCCUGGGAGGAGGAGUGAGAGGUGGAACGCAGCCUGGAUAUGUGUACAAAAGCAGCAUCAAGGUGAGCUGCCUGGGCCUGGAGGGGAACCUCCAAGGUGACCCUUGCCGCUUUGCACUGACCUCCAGAGGGCCAGAGGGUGGGAUCCAGCGCUAUGUCCUGCAGACUGCAGACCCUGCGGUCAGUCAGGCCUGGAUCAAGCAAGUGGCUCAGAUCCUGGAAAGCCAGCGGGACUUUCUCAAUGCCCUGCAGUCACCCAUUGAGUACCAGAGACGGGAGAGCCAGACAAACAGCCUGGGACGGCCAGGAGGUCCUGGGGUGGGGAGCCCCGGGAGAAUUCGGCCUGGAGAUCGGGCCCAGGUCAGCACACACACACCCAUCAAUGGCUCUCUUCCCUCCCUGCUGCUGCUUCCCAAAGGGCAGGUGGCCAGAGUCCCCCUGUCCCUGGACACACAGGCCUCCAGUGACAUCCCCCAGGCUCCUCAUGACUCUCCUCCAGUUCCACCAAUUCCAAACGCCCCUCCCUGCCAAGCCAGACUUGCCAAGCUGGAUGAAGAUGAGCUGUAACUGGUGAAGGCCAUGGGGGCGGUGCUGACUCAGCCACUCUGUUCCCCCAGGAGCUUCAGGGCAAUCCUUCUGGCAGCGCCCCAGAAUUCCUCCCUCUUGGUGUAUCUGGAGGGUGGGCAAGGCUGGGAGUGUCAACUUGGAGGAGGGAACCUAGUCUCAGAAAGACUUCUUUCUGCCCAAGGAACACAGGUUCCUUCAGCUCCCACCCCUACGCAUGCAUCACAGGUCCCCCCAAAGGGAGGAAAUGUGGGUGGGUAGGAGGGCUGGGGCAAGGGCCAGACAGAAACUGUUGGUUUUGUUUUUGAUUUUGUUUUUUCUGUUUUUUGAGAAUAAAGGUUUUGUUA
Molecule: messenger RNA, 2578 nt
Organism: Physeter macrocephalus (sperm whale)
Lineage: Eukaryota; Metazoa; Chordata; Mammalia; Artiodactyla; Physeteridae
Gene: ARHGEF25
Product: Rho guanine nucleotide exchange factor 25
Exons: 15
Coding region: 192-2234 (680 amino acids)
Biological process (GO): axon guidance
Cellular component (GO): cytoplasm; extrinsic component of membrane; plasma membrane
Molecular function (GO): guanyl-nucleotide exchange factor activity
Source: RefSeq, a predicted model, not a curated record